CGGAGCCCACUAUCCGUCGGUCUUGUCCCGCUGUUGGUUGCCGGACUUGCCGGAAUCGGGACCGGCACGGUUCCAAGCGGGUCGCAUCCUCCCGCAUUCUGAGCCGGCGUUUGAUGGCGUCAUUGAGUCCGUCCUUACCCCUCUUCAAAACAUAAUAUCAACAGCUUCACCACCUUCGAUUCCUCGAAUCUCCUCGCAAUUUGAGACCUUUCUUGUUCCCUUUGUGUCACUAUUUCACCGCAACCCCUCACGCGGUGUGUUUGCAUGUCAACAAACACCAUAUAAACAUCGCCAUCGCUCCCCACAACCGUUGCCUUCUAGAUCAAGCAUCUAACCAUCCCAAACCGAACCAGAUACCCCUCAAACAACCGCCAAAAUGCCCCUCAUCGCCCAAUCCCCCAAGCCGCGCGUGAUCCUAGGUCUCAUGACCUUCGGCACCGACACCGAGACGGGCGCGCGCGUCACCACCGUCCCCGAGUUCGGCAAGGUUCUCGACCUCUUCCAGUCGCGGGGUUACAACGAAGUCGACACCGCGCGCAUGUACAUCGGCGGGAAACAGGAAGCCUUUACACGCGAGGCGGGCUGGAAGGAUCGCGGCUUGACGCUGGCCACAAAGGUCAUCUACCCCACCAACGGAGGAGAUAACACGCGGGAGAAGGUUCUCGAGAGCGCCGACAUUAGUUUGAAGGAGCUGGGGACGGAGUGUGUUGACAUUUUGUAUUUGCAUGCUGCUGACCGGAAAACCCCCUUCGCCGAAACCCUCUCCGCCAUCGACGCCCUCCACAAAGCCGGCAAGUUCGUCCGCUUCGGCAUCUCCAACUUCACCUCGUUCGAAGUCGCCGAGAUCGUCAUGACAUGCAAGUACAACAACUGGGUUCUCCCCACCAUAUACCAAGGCAUGUACAACGCCAUCACGCGCUCGCUCGAGACCGAGCUCGUCCUCGCCUGCCGCCGCUACGGCCUCGACAUCGUCGUCUACAACCCGCUCGCCGGCGGGCUUUUCAGCGGCAAAAUCAAGUCCCACGACAUCGUUCCCGAAUCCGGUCGGUUCUCGGACGUAAACAAGAUGGGCGUGUUGUACCGCGGCAGGUACUUCAAGGAGAGCACGUUCCGCGCGUUGCAGGUGGUCGAGCAGGCGGUGGAGAAGGCUGGACUCACAAUGAUUGAGACGGCGUUGCGGUGGGUGGUGCAUCACAGCGCGCUGAAGAUCACGGAUGGGAAUGAUGGUGUGAUUAUUGGUGUCAGCAGCAUCGAUCAGUUGGAUAGCAAUCUGGCGGAUCUCGAAAAGGGACCACUCCCCGAGGAGGUGGUGCAGGCGCUGGAUGAGGCGUGGAGGAUUACCAAGGUUGAUACGGUCAAUUAUUGGCAUGGAACGGUGGAGUAUGGGUAUGAUGUGAGGGAGGCGUUGUUUGGGAAGGGUGCGAAAUAGGAUAGCUGUAGUGCGGUAAUGAUGUUAUGAAUGGGAUGAACCAAUGUUUACGGUCAUGUUAGUGAGUAUUCAUCCUUAACCUCGAUGUGAAUGCUUGUGACAGUCUGAACAUAAGAACAAGUCUGGAAGAACUUGACUUUACUCGGUCGGUAUCGCCGUCGUCAAAGACGGGUCCGUCCUAUCAUCCCAUGUCGGGUAUUUAG
This is a messenger RNA of Neurospora tetraspora, 1632 nucleotides long. RefSeq names its product NADP-dependent oxidoreductase domain-containing protein. The record is from RefSeq and is a predicted model, not a curated record. The transcript has 3 exons. The coding region runs from base 377 to 1429 and encodes 350 amino acids. NCBI's taxonomy places the organism in Eukaryota, Fungi, Ascomycota, Sordariomycetes, Sordariales, Sordariaceae.